Rotaria socialis is the source of this 3711-nucleotide messenger RNA. NCBI's taxonomy places the organism in Eukaryota, Metazoa, Rotifera, Eurotatoria, Philodinida, Philodinidae. The record is from the annotation of a GenBank genome assembly.
AUGGCCAUGGCGUGUUUGGUUACUGUUCCUAAAACGGAUAUAAAGUUAAAACUAGUAAAAGACUUUACUAGUGGUAUAUUUAUUGAUAAUUCGGGUUCAACAUGUUCACAAUUGACUUCAAUAGGAAAAACUGUUUUACAAGCUGAAUUAAGUAUUUGUCAAGCUACGCGAUUUGAUCAUAUAGUUCUUUGGAAUUCAUCUGCUGAACUAUGUACAAAUGUAGCAUUAGCAAAAUCAGAAGGUGGUACAUAUCCAAUAACUAUAUUUCAAAAUGGAGCAACAAAAAAUGCAUUUUAUCAAUCGGAUGUUAUCGUUUUUGUUACUGACGGAGAAAUUGAUAACGCAAGCGUGACACAGUUUCAAACACACGCAAACGAGAAUCUAAACAAAGCAUUAGUUAUUUGUAUAAUGGUUCAUAAUAAAUUGCCAACACCGUCACAAAUCAACGUUUCCGUUGUUGCGCCAUUAAUGAUGGCAGCGAACGUUCUAUGUCUCUAUUAUGAUGGUGAAGUAUUUUAUGUUCUUUCAUCAAAAGGUCCUAUUAGCGAACAUUAUAAAUCGUCCGAGAUUUUAACGGAUUAUGAAAAAUUAAAUACAUUAGAUAUGAAAGAUUUAUUUCAUGGUACAAAAAUUCAUGACAAUGUAAAACUUCCCGAUGGUCACAUCGCACUACGUGAAAAUGAGCAAGAAAUUGUUGCUAUUGAUUUUAAUAAAUUUUUAGCCGUAAAAGAUCUUGAUUUAAGAUUAACUCUAACUGAAGAUGAUUGGAAGACAUUAAUUCAGUACGCAAAAAUUGGUAAUAAACUACAUGAUUUCCGAACUUUUGUUGCUCAUAUGAAAAAUGAAUCUAUUAAAAUCGAUAAAGAAGGAAUACGAUCAAAGUUCGAUUUUAUAUAUUUAAAACAACGUGAUGAAAUUGUUUCAAAAAUUGUCCAAUUGAAAUUAAAUGAAAAUUCCAAUUCAACUGAAUUGAAUCAACUUCGUCAACAACUUUAUGAAAUAUCCGAUCAAGCUAAAAUUGAAGAAAUUCAAUAUCUUCAAUACAUGUCAUUACAUCUUCACACAACUCGUCAAUUUUGGAGUAACAUACAAAAUUUAAUACACGAGCAAGAAAAAGGUUCUUAUUCAAUCAAUGAUUUUACGUUUGCUUCAAAUCGUGCUAACCGCGCAAAGAUAUCAACAACAAAUGCUGAUGAAUACUCUGAUGCAAUCAAUAUUUUAGAUCAUAGCAACGUUCCGUUAUUUGAAUGUGCUAUUUGUAUGGAACAAGGGCCCUUUGUACUUUGGUUAAAUGCUCCCAGUGAUCUCGAUUGUACGACAAAUGAUUUUAUUAUUAAUUUUCCACUCGAAGGUAAUGAAAAGCUAAAGAAUUGUAUUGUUUCAAAUCCAGUUUGUGGUUUUUGUGCUAAAUCUUACAUCAAUGUGGCAAUGAAUAAUGCAAAUCAAUUGAUAACGCUCUACCGAGAGCCAUGUGCUGGUUUUAUUCCAUUAAACUGGUCGAACAAAUCAAAUCGAUCAUUGAUAAAUACUUCACUGUAUCGAAUUUUAACAGGAAAUAAAAUUCUUCAUCACGUUCAAAUGCUACUCUUAGCAAUGAUUGAUGAUAACCGAUCCAGUUGGCUUAAUGAGAACGUAAAAGAUUAUUUGAUUAAACAAAUCAUGGAAAAUAUUUCUACGACGGAUUCAUUUUCUGAAGAAGGAACACGAAUGGAGUUUAUUCUGGCUUUAAAAGAGAUAAUCAAACAAGAAGAUAAAUUAUUUCGACAACCGUUUAAUUCUGUUUGUAGAAUUUUACGUUUCAAUUAUCUAUUUCAUCAGCUUGAUAAAGAAACGAUUCAAACACUUUUAAGAAAACGUUUUACUCUUAUGUGUAUUGAAAAGCAAUGUUCUAAAACAAAGUUUGGUCCUGAACAUUUAUGCGUUGCUAAACAAGAUUUAUAUGAUAUACUUUUUGAUACAUUAUGCGGAAUUCCUCUGCAAAAUUCAUUGAGAGCAAUCGAAAUUAGUAACUCAAAGUUAAAAAAAUUUCUAGGUGAAUCUUACGAUACUAGUAUGAAAUCUAUUGAUCAAAUUGCUGAUAAUAUGGGUGUAGAUCAUUUAACAAUACUUCCAAAGGAGACCGUUUCGUUUAUUCUGUAUAUCUUAACAACUGUCAUUAUGCAUGAUCGACCUAUGAAAUUAUACGCCGAUUUUGCGUUGAAACAUCAACCGCUACGUGACAAUAUGCAAAUAGAAUGGUAUAAAUUCGAAAAAAUGGCCAACGAAAAUGUGUUUGGUCAUUAUCAUGCUUUACUUAUGUCGAGUUUUCCUGGCUAUGCAAUUAAUCUUGGCCGAUUUUCUUGUCCAAGUAAAUUAUUUUUCAAUGCUGAACCAUUAUGGACAAAAGAUAUUGAAAAUAAACGUAUUAACAUAACAACAGUGAUGAAUCAGAUAAAACAAAGCCUCGAUAGAAAAUUACACGAUCACUAUGGCAAUGCAGUUCCCAAUUCAUCAAGUGCGCAUUGCCUUUUACAUAGCACAGUAGCCGAAAUACUUGAAGAUAAAUACCCUCAUGAUGAAUCAAUCAAUGACUACAUGAUUUUGGAUUGCAUGAUUCAUAUAGGUCGAACUGCAGGAAGAAAAGGAAAUAUUUACGGCGAUCAUAUUUUCCCUUGUGUUAUUUUAACAAUUGAACAUUACUUAAUAUUUCGUAGAACAACAAAAAAUAUGGCAAAACUCGACGACGAAAGGCUAUCGCGUUCGUAUCAAUAUAAAACUAAAGCAGAAUUGAUUGCUAGCGGAAUGGAAUAUGAUGAAGAUAAAAAUGAAAUUUUAUUUGAACCAUCGAAAUUAAAAACUCCACAUGUGAUUCAAUUCGACACGAGUAAUAUUGAUUUUAAUGUUAUAAGAAAACGUGUUCAACAACUUUACAUUAAUUCAAAGCAAGGUUCGAAUAGCACUAAAAGUCAAACAUGCUUGAAUAUUGAAAUAAGCGAUUUUAUUGAAUUUGGCUAUAAUAUGGAUGUGAAAGAUCUUUUGUCUGCGUGGACUCAAGAACAAGAGAAUAUUGCUUCAUCAACCAUCACUGAUGUUGAUCAAAUCGCACAACCUCUGAAAUAUAUCGCUGGUUUAGAUAUUAGCUUUGUUAAAACCAAUGACAAAGCUGUCGCAUCCAUGGUUAUUUUUGAUUAUGAAACAUUGGAAAUUGUAGCAAAAAUUAGUGUGAAUUGCAAUAUGAAAAUUCCCUACAAAGCUGGUUAUUUAGCAUUUCGUGAAGCUCCAGUCUUUAUGAAAAUGCUAGACAUUCAGCAAGAACAUUGCCCUCAUUUGACACCACAAGUUAUUUUAAUGGAUGGAAACGGUGUUUGGCAUCCGCGUCGGGCUGGUAUUGCCUCACAUUUUGGUGUUUUAAGUGGAAUUCCGUGUUUUGGUGUAUCAAAAAAUGUUCUCCAUUGUGAUGGGGUCACUCGAGAACAUUUAGAAGAACUAUUAACCGAAAAAGCACCCGGAGAAGAUCAAUAUAUUGAAGUCACUGGUGAUAGGGGAUCUGUCCUCGGCUUAGCUUAUAAUGUAACUGGUUUUGUGAAAAAUGCGGUUUAUAUUAGUGCUGGGCAUAAAAUAACAUUGAAAACAGCGUGCGAUAUAUUCAAGUCUGUAACUCAGUAUCGUAAUUGCGAACCGAUACGGCAAGCUGAUUUACUUAGUCGAGAGAUGGUUGCGAAAAUUGCAUGA